This is a messenger RNA of Adineta ricciae, 825 nucleotides long. The record is from the annotation of a GenBank genome assembly. NCBI's taxonomy places the organism in Eukaryota, Metazoa, Rotifera, Eurotatoria, Adinetida, Adinetidae.
AUGAUUGUGUUAUUGACUUUGACUAUUAAUGGAACAAGUAGCAAGUAUUUAGUGAAGAUUUUAGGCUUACACCAUGGUACAAAAGAAAGUGAGAUUGUUCUUUUACGAGCAUUCGAACGUAUCGGACGACAAACAUCGUGGAAAUUAGCGAAAAUGAAAGAAGACGAAAAGUUUGCAGAUGUUGAUUGGACGAACUUAACCGAAUACUUGCUUGACAAACUAUUGGAAGAAUUAGAUGAAGAAAAUCACACAAAUCAUCAUCAACAAUUGUCAAGAACAAAAGAUGAAAUUUCUUCAAUAUCUACUCGACAAUCAUUCCAUCAGAAUACUCUUUUGGAUUAUGAUUUACAAAUGAACUCGAUCGUUGGAAGAGGGAAAAAUUUCGUUCCACUGAUAAUCGAUGAUAAUCAACAUGAUAAGAAUAUUCGUAAUGAAUUAAUCACUCGUUUCCUUACGGCGAUGGCGAUUGAUUAUGAGAAUCAAUGGUAUUUGGCUAAACAAAAAUGUUCACUUGAACUUCAUUGGAAACUCAUUCUUGAACAUUUUCGAUUAUCAAUCUUUCGUCGAUAUCUCAUCAAAUUUGAUCGUUUUCGUUGUAUUAAUCAAUGGACAGACGGAUUAUUCUUCGAUCAUAUUUUCCAAACGAUUGAAUUGACUUUGAGUUUUCAUUCUGCUAAAACUCAACUUGAUAAUAUUCGUUUAGAAUUUCCCGAACUGAGUAAUUUGAACGAACGAAUCAUGGAUGGAAUCUGUGAUGAAGUGAAGACGUAUCAAAUCAAUGCUAUGUAUAUUCUUUUCGACUUAUGUNUAUUUUUCUUUAUAUAA